UGCUUGUGUGGAAGUGCCCCGUGCCUGCUCUGCCGAUGCUGCCCCAGUGGAAACAACUCCACCAUAACUCGGCUGAUUUAUGCAUUCUUUUUACUCCUUGGCGUGAGCGUUGCCUGUGUAAUGUUGAUACCAGGCAUGGAAGAACAGCUGAAGAAGAUUCCUGGAUUUUGUGAUGGAGGGAUGGGAACAACUAUUCCUGGUGUGCAUGGCCACGUGAAUUGCGACGUACUAGUUGGUUACAAAGCCGUGUACCGUGUGUGCUUUGGUAUGGCCAUGUUUUUCCUUCUCUUCUCCUUAUUGAUGAUCAAAGUGAAGAGCAGCAAUGACCCAAGAGCAGCGGUGCACAAUGGAUUCUGGUUCUUUAAAUUUGCAACAGCUCUUGCGAUUAGUGUUGGAGCUUUCUUCAUACCAGAGGGACCAUUUACAACUGUGUGGUUUUAUGUAGGUAUGGCUGGAGCAUUCUGCUUUAUUCUUAUUCAGCUGGUCUUGCUGAUUGACUUUGCCCACUCCUGGAAUGAAUCUUGGGUUGAAAAAAUGGAGGAAGGAAACUCAAGAUGCUGGUAUGCAGCUCUGCUGUCAGCUACAGCUGUCAAUUACCUGCUGUCUCUAGUAGCCAUCGUCUUGUUUUAUGUUUAUUACACUCAUCCAGAAGGUUGCUCUGAAAACAAGGCAUUCAUCAGUGUUAAUAUGCUGCUGUGCAUUGGUGCUUCUGUAAUGUCAAUUCUGCCAAGGAUUCAGGAAUCUCAGCCGAGAUCCGGUUUGCUGCAGUCUUCUGUGAUCACAAUUUACACAAUGUAUUUGACGUGGUCAGCUAUGACCAAUGAACCAGACAGGCGCUGUAACCCAAGUUUGCUGAGCAUCAUUGGUUACAACAGCACCACCAUUCCAGCCCAAGGUCAAGUAGUUCAGUGGUGGGAUGCACAAGGGAUUGUAGGACUGGUUUUGUUUUUGCUGUGUGUUCUCUAUUCAAGCAUCCGGACGUCCAACAACAGCCAAGUUAACAAGCUGAUGCUGACCAGUGAUGAGUCGACACUGAUAGAGGAUGGAAUGCCCAGGAGUGACGGCUCGCUUGAUGAUGGAGAUAAUGUUCACCGAGCCAUAGAUAAUGAGAGGGAUGGAGUUACUUACAGCUACUCCUUCUUUCAUUUCAUGCUUUUCCUGGCAUCCCUGUAUAUCAUGAUGACACUUACCAACUGGUACAGCCCGGAUUCUUCUUAUGAGACCAUGACCAGCAAGUGGCCGUCUGUCUGGGUGAAGAUAUCUUCCAGCUGGAUUGGCAUCGUGCUGUACGUGUGGACUCUGGUUGCUCCGCUGGUUCUUACAAACCGCGACUUUGACUGAGCUGCGCUGCUCUCUGGGAGGCUGCGAUAGCCUGGCCCUGUCUGUGAGACAGACGGCGUUCCAGAUCCUGGCGCAGCUGUAAAUACGCGUGUGUGCUGUCCGUGUAGUGUACCCUGCUUUAUUCUGCAUGAUCACCUUCAAUCACGUCUUUCGUUGUGUCACUCGGUGACCCUUCCUAGCUGAGCUCAGUGGCCGUUGCGCUAAUGAUGGUUUUCAUAGGAUUACUCCUAGCCCGUGUGCUUAGGGAGCAUUAGAUGUAAAAUCAAGACCUUUUGGAAGUAGGUCUUUCCCCC
This is a messenger RNA of Opisthocomus hoazin, 1634 nucleotides long. Lineage: Eukaryota; Metazoa; Chordata; Aves; Opisthocomiformes; Opisthocomidae. The record is from RefSeq and is a predicted model, not a curated record.